ACUAAGUGGACCACGUAUAAACGAGAUUGGACCGUCAAUACUCGUAGGAGGAGGUAUAAAUCUAGUGUAAGCCGCCUGGACGCGAAGCUACCUACUAUGUAGAUAUUUAUUAUUACUUUUUUCGUCCGCUUUGUCCACGAAGAACGUGGCAGCCACUCAUUUUUACUAUCAUGCGUCUUUCACUUUCAAUCCUUCCUGCAUUGAUCAGCUUCGUCUGUCUUGCUCAUGCCAACGACGUCGGUGACUAUGGUGCCGACGCCUGCGUUCCUGACUGGGAAAUCUGCGAAUGGCAGCAGCCCCUAAUCGACUUGUUGCUUGGAAUCCCUGGGGUCGAUUCGAUUUGCCAGCAGUAUGAUCCUUUGGUGACUGGGCCCAUCGUUGUCACUGUCACCGAUACCCCGAGACCGGUGACAGCUACAACUACAUUAUUCCGCGCAUCGAGCCAGGUCAUUCCUCAUACUUCUACGUUGACGAAAACCAUCCUUCAAUCAUCCCAAGCAGUUGUGACCCGCCUGUUUUCAUCAACCGCCAUUCGAAAAGUCGCUCUUACCCCUACUGUCACGGACGUUGAGGCUACCACUGUUACGGAAACGGACACUGUCACUGACACAUCCUCGACUACACUCACCGACCUGGUGACGCAAACUGCUACUCAGGUAAUCACACAAUACACCACCACCACGGCUACCGUUACAGCAGGAGCAACGACAACUUCCGUCGCCCCAGCAAAGCGAAACACAAAUGGUGACCUGGCACAGUUGGAAUUGUAUGGAGCUGAAGACCUCAGUGAGGCAUGUUCAUGCCUGCAGUCCUCAACUUUGUAUGAGACCGUUACUCUACCACAGUCCACGACCACAAGGACGGUCAUCCUCGCUACUACGUUGAGUUCUAGUAUAGCUGUUAUCCAGACUGCCGCUGUGACCGAUGUAGUCAUCAACACCUCGACAGCUGAUUUAACCGUAGUCGUGACUGAUACAUCAACCACCAUCUCAACAGCUACAAUAACGGUUGAGACCACUGUAAGCGCUACAGUAGACCAAACAGUUGAUGUCACAGAAACCGAUACUGUCACGGCAACAGCCACUAUCACUGACCCGUUCACAACAACGCUACCUGUUACCGUCACCGCCACCGUCACUCCAACGGCAACAUGCGGUGUCAAUCUUAUCCAAAACCCGGAGUUCGCAAGCACCUCCUUGCCCCCUUGGACGGUAGCGUUGAGUGGAGGGUUUAUCCAACAAUACAAUAGCAACUGCGGCGUGAGCUCGUAUUGUAUCCUCUUUUAUGGCAGCAGUGCUGGUAGCUUCACACUUUCUCAAACCAUUGAUACAUUCGCCGGAGAGAGUUAUACCAUGUCCUUUGACUAUCAUACCUGGAGUACUCCGCAAGCUGGAGCGGCUUUUACAUGUCAUGUCAAUAAUUCUGCUGAGACCUCGUGGAGCAUCCCAUUAAGUGUAUCCACAUCGAGUUGGGCUUCGUACACUGGAACAUUUGUUGCGUCAAGUUCGUCUACCACUUUCACAUGCACGGGUUCGACGACACACGAAUAUAUAUUGAACCUGGACGCGUUUGACAUUCAGUGCUAAAGGUACAUAACUUACCACUCGACGGUGUCUGACUGUGGAAAGUGGCAGCUGUCGAAUCCAGUAUCGUAUAAUUGGCUUCACAACAUUGGACUGCGAUAUUCUGUCUAAUGUGUGGAAAAUCUUAAUCAUAUAAUUACGAUCGCAGUGCACAAGAGCCACUCGAGCGGUCCUAGUCCCAAAGGGGUCCGGUGAUUGCCUCCUCUUGUUAAUUAUCUGAGUUGUGUUUAUUGUAGUUUGUGAAACGCUGAUCCAGUAAUUAUCUCGCCUACUUUGGAUUAGCAGGAUCUACUGUAUACUAGCCUUAAUGUAUAAAGUAGUGGUAGUUUACCAGUCCAUAUAUAAGACUCUUACUGUUCUUUAGCAUAUCAGCACACCAUCACGAUG
This is a messenger RNA of Talaromyces proteolyticus, 1970 nucleotides long. RefSeq lists its product as uncharacterized. The transcript has a single exon. The coding region runs from base 171 to 1586 and encodes 471 amino acids. Lineage: Eukaryota; Fungi; Ascomycota; Eurotiomycetes; Eurotiales; Trichocomaceae. The record is from RefSeq and is a predicted model, not a curated record.